Molecule: messenger RNA, 773 nt
Organism: Scleropages formosus (Asian bonytongue)
Lineage: Eukaryota; Metazoa; Chordata; Actinopteri; Osteoglossiformes; Osteoglossidae
Gene: emp2
Product: epithelial membrane protein 2
Exons: 5
Coding region: 162-644 (160 amino acids)
Cellular component (GO): plasma membrane
Source: RefSeq, a predicted model, not a curated record
UCCGCUCCACCCCUCCUACUACUGCUGCUCCCCAGCACGCACGUUUCCCCAACACCGCCACCCUGUCUGCGCAUUUGAUCGUCCAUCUCCAUUGAAGGAAACCCUCCAGGAGGCACAUCUGCACCCCAUUCAUCACCUUAACCACUAACCAUCUGUCGACUAUGUUGAUAAUACUUGCCUUCAUCAUCCUUUUCCACAUAAUCUCAGCAACACUGCUCUUCAUAUCCACAAUAAACAAUGCCUGGUGGGUAUCGGGAUUCAUCUACACGGACCUGUGGUACUCCUGCAACACAACCUGCUAUCCUAUAGCAAAUAGCGAAUCCACGGCCGCAGCCUACCUCCAGGCCGUCCAGGCAGCCAUGAUACUGGCCACCAUUCUGUGCUGCGUCGGUUUCUUUGUGUUCAUUCUGCAGCUUUUCCGCUUGAAGCAAGGAGAGCGAUUCGUCUUCACUGCCAUCAUUCAGCUGCUCUGUGCCUUCUGCGUCAUGGUCGGCGCCUCCAUUUACACGGCCGAACACAAAAGCUUCCAGCAGGUGGAGUUUAGAGACGGGAGAUACGGCUAUUCUUUCGUCCUUGCCUGGAUCACCUUCCCACUUACCCUCUUCAGUGGAUUGAUGUAUCUAGUGCUAAGGAAACGCAAAUAGAUGACCACCCAACCCCUCACCUAUAAACAUGUAGCUGCAGUCUGUAGACAUCAAUAUUUUGUAUAUACUCAUUUUUAAUGUACAGGUAAAAUAAUGUCAGAAUUAGCAGUACAAAGACUGAAAAAAAAA